Messenger RNA from Fukomys damarensis (Damara mole-rat), 955 nucleotides. It is a transcript of the gene Ssu72, whose product is annotated as SSU72 homolog, RNA polymerase II CTD phosphatase. The record is from RefSeq and is a predicted model, not a curated record. Gene Ontology annotation, biological process: termination of RNA polymerase II transcription. Gene Ontology annotation, cellular component: mRNA cleavage and polyadenylation specificity factor complex; nucleus. The transcript has 5 exons. Bases 352 to 936 code for a protein of 194 amino acids. Gene Ontology annotation, molecular function: RNA polymerase II CTD heptapeptide repeat phosphatase activity. Lineage: Eukaryota; Metazoa; Chordata; Mammalia; Rodentia; Bathyergidae.
UGACGUCCUAGACGUCGGCGUACGUAGGGCGCAGGGUCGGCGGUAGCGUCAGUGAAGAGUGCGGUCCUCAGCGGCUCACCGUUGAGGAAGGUGCAGCGUUGCACAUUUACCUAUCUUCGCCUAUUGAGGCGCGCCUGUUAGGAAGACUGUGAGCCGAGGGACGGAGGCGCGCCUGUUAGGAAGACUGUGAGCCGAGGGACGGAGGCGCGGGGAAGUCUCGCAGGCGUUCACGCACGCUGCGUUGCCUCCACUUCCGCGUUGUCGACUUCCGGUCGCCGCCAUCUUGCUAACGCGGAAGCCCCUGGCUGGGUGGGAGUCCGCGCCGGGAGCGCGGACUGUGCUGACGGCGCUAUGCCGUCGUCGCCGCUGCGUGUGGCGGUGGUGUGCUCGAGUAACCAGAACCGGAGCAUGGAGGCGCACAACAUCCUCAGCAAGCGAGGAUUCAGCGUCCGGUCCUUUGGAACAGGAACUCACGUGAAGCUCCCAGGACCUGCACCCGACAAGCCCAAUGUCUAUGAUUUCAAAACCACAUAUGACCAGAUGUACAAUGACCUUCUCAGGAAAGACAAAGAACUCUAUACACAGAAUGGAAUUUUGCAUAUGUUGGACAGAAAUAAGAGAAUCAAGCCUCGGCCAGAAAGGUUCCAGAACUGCAAGGACCUGUUUGACCUCAUCCUGACCUGUGAAGAGAGGGUCUAUGACCAGGUGGUGGAAGAUCUGAACUCCAGGGAACAGGAGACUUGCCAGCCAGUGCACGUGGUCAAUGUGGACAUUCAGGACAACCACGAGGAGGCCACCCUGGGGGCCUUCCUCAUCUGCGAGCUCUGCCAGUGUAUCCAGCACACUGAGGACAUGGAGAACGAGAUCGACGAGCUGCUGCAGGAGUUCGAGGAGAAGAGUGGCCGGGCCUUCCUGCACACCGUGUGCUUCUACUGAGCCCCAGCCUGGCCCUCCU